Messenger RNA from Oncorhynchus masou masou (cherry salmon), 1999 nucleotides. RefSeq names its product zinc finger protein ZFP2-like. Lineage: Eukaryota; Metazoa; Chordata; Actinopteri; Salmoniformes; Salmonidae. Bases 210 to 1760 code for a protein of 516 amino acids. Gene Ontology annotation, biological process: regulation of transcription by RNA polymerase II. The record is from RefSeq and is a predicted model, not a curated record. Gene Ontology annotation, molecular function: DNA-binding transcription factor activity, RNA polymerase II-specific; RNA polymerase II cis-regulatory region sequence-specific DNA binding. The transcript is spliced from 4 exons.
CAACAAAGCGCCAACUCUUUCAACCACCUCGAUAGCUUGCAAGACAACAUAAAACUGAAAUAUUGACGUUUUAGGCCAUGUAAAUGUGCAUUAGCUAAUCGCAGUGUAUAAAACACAUUUCAGUUGACGUUAGCUUGAACCUCAUUUGCUUGUUCAAGUUGCAAAUUUGGUAAAGAUUGAUUCUGAGCCUAGCACUAGGCUAUUCGCUAAUGCUAACUAGCGAGCUAACAUCCCUGACCAUGAGCUCAUUAAACUACUCAUACCAUGCUGAAGAAGAGGAUGUCUGCUGUCCGGAGAAAGAAGCUCUGGCGCUGAACAUUGUCGUGAAAGACGAAGAGGAGGAUAUUACAGUGGAAGGAGAGAAAGAUGCUCUGGCGCUGAACAUUGUCGUGAAAGACGAAGAGGAGGAGGAUAUUACAGUGAAAGUAGAGAAAGAACCUUUCAGAAUGGAAGAGGAGGAAGAAGAGGCUGUUAUAGGGAAAGAAGAGAAAGCAUCCUCUUCCUCUCUAACAGGUUCUAUCUCAGUAAAGGUGAAGGAGGAAGAGGUUUUGGGAGUGAAAGAGGAGGAGACAGAAUAUCAGAUUAACACCAGAGAGAGACAUGACUAUCGUGGAUCCUCUGGGGAGCCUCAACAACAUCCUGAUGCUGACGAGACAGAGAAGAGUCUCUCCAGAUCAGAACACAAGAUGGACAACACUAGCCCUUCCUCCCUCCCGGAGUCCCUGUAUCGUGCCUCUCCCGGUAGCACCUUACUGCUGGGUAUGAAGAGGUUGUCUGUGCUGCUGGUGGACUGCAGGAAAACAAUGGGGCUCAGUGGAACUUUGAGAGGAGGAGAAGAGAAGAAAGGAUCAGAUUUGACACAUCAAAGAGGAAAACCAAACUUGGAGGAACCAAAGACCUCCACAACAUCAAGACGACACCUCUGCUCCCAGAUCAAGUUAGGAAGCCUGAAAAGACCUGAGAGGACGCACACAGGAGAGAAGCCGUACCAUUGCACCCAGUGUGGAAAUAGUUUUAGCCGGUUAGGAAGCCUUAAAGCUCAUGAGCGAAUACACACGGGAGAGAAGCCAUACCAUUGCGGCCAGUGUGGAAAGAGUUUUAGCCUGUUAGGAAGCCUGAAAGCUCAUGAGCGAAUACACUCAGGAGAGAAGCCAUACACUUGCGGCCAGUGUGGAAAUAGUUUUAACCAGUUAGGAAACAUGAAAAGACAUGGGAGGAUACACACAGGGGAGAAGCCAUACCACUGCUCCCAGUGUGGAAAGAGUUUUACGGCGUUAGUUAAGCUGGAAGCUCAUGAGCGAAUUCACACAGGGGAGAAGCCUUACUACUGUUCCAAUUGUGGAAAGAGUUUUAACCAUUUAGUUAACAUGAAAAGACAUGAGAGAAUACACACAGGAGCGAAGCCUCACCAUUGCUCCCAGUGUGGAAAGAGUUUUAAGCGGUUAGACACCCUCAAAGAUCAUUUGCGAAUACACACAGGGGAGAAGCCUUUCCGUUGCGCCCAGUGUGGAAAGAGUUUUAGCCGAUCAGGAAGCCUGAAAGAGCAUGAGCGAAUUCACACAGGGAGAAAUCUUACCACUGAUCCCAGCGUGCAAUGCGUUUUUACCCAAUUAGGACACCUGAAAGAAGACAUGAGACCGCACACGGGGGAGAAGCCUGACAAAUGUUCAGACUGGGGAGAAGGCAUUUUACUCAUAGGUAGCGUAAAAAACAUGUGCGUAUCCACACAGGAGAGAAUAAUGACUUCUCCUUGUGUGUAAAUGUAUAUUUCACAUCACAUUGACUUAAAAUUCAUCAGAGAACAUACACAGUGCUCCCAAUUGUCUUAUAUUGUUGACUGAGAAUGUGUUUACUUGUUUAUACCACAUGAAAUUGAAUGGUACAAAGUAUACUCAAAAAUAUAUUUGUGUGUUUUUAUUAGAAAAUAUGAAUUGAAUAUUGUCGUGUCUUUGCCAUCAUUAAAAGUGAAGACUUAUUUUAUUAAGUCAAUUCUCUGUAA